Messenger RNA from Neoarius graeffei (lesser salmon catfish), 5640 nucleotides. RefSeq names its product tyrosine-protein phosphatase non-receptor type 14-like. The record is from RefSeq and is a predicted model, not a curated record. Lineage: Eukaryota; Metazoa; Chordata; Actinopteri; Siluriformes; Ariidae. Gene Ontology annotation, cellular component: cytoskeleton. Bases 597 to 4220 code for a protein of 1207 amino acids. Gene Ontology annotation, molecular function: protein tyrosine phosphatase activity. Gene Ontology annotation, biological process: protein dephosphorylation; lymphangiogenesis. The transcript is spliced from 20 exons.
CACAGAGGGCGGGGCCGCGCGCGCAUCCCGACGUCGUCUUCUUCUCUUCCGCGAGCUUCUUCGUGUCGCUGGAGUCCCGUUACCGGCGGCGAACUCCGCCUGGUUCUGCACAGAACUCUCUCAGAACCUCUCGGAUUAAAGAACCUCAGAGGGAAGCCCUGCGGCUUUCUUUCCGUCACCGGAUUUGGAGGGCUUUGUUUUCUUUUUCUUAGAAGUUGAGAAGCUCGAGCGCCUGCGUUUCCACUGAGUUGGACUUGGAGAGAACUUCUUCUUCCUCCUCCUCCUCUUCCUCUUCUGCUUCCGUUUAUUACCACUGAACUAUUUUCUUUUUGAGGAUUGCGCGCGCGCUUGUCUUAAGGUUUUGCAAUUAAAAGGAAAAAGUGCAAGAAAGAAAGAAGUGGGCAUGUAGCGCACACAACACGCUCCCAGGAUCCUACUUCCUGUCCACCCCUCAGCUUGCUCUCGGAAUGGGACUGCACCUUCCCAGAGUGCACUUCUUCACUGGGGGGUGUGGCCAUCCCUGGGCAGGACAGACGGAAUAGACCCCCUGCAGUAUUCUUUUGACCCCUGUGACCUUGGUGUGACCCUGUCCAGCCAUGCCUUUCAGGCUGAAACUGCCUCGUACGAAGCGCUACAACGUGCUGAGCAAGAACUGCUUCGUGAUUCGGAUCCAACUGCUGGACAAUCACAGUAUCGAAUGCACACUGUCCGUCGAGGGGACCGGCCAAGAGUGUUUAGAAGCAGUUGCUCAACGUCUCGAACUGAGAGAGACACAUUAUUUUGGCCUGUGGUUUCACUCGAAAGCUCAGGUGCAGAGGUGGGUGGAGUUGGAGAAGCCGCUGAAGAAGCAGUUGGAUAAAUUCGGCAACGAGCCCAUGCUGUACUUCGGGGUCAUGUUCUAUGUGCCCAGUGUGUCCCGCCUCGAGCAAGAAGUCACCAGGUAUCAGUACUACCUGCAGGUGAAGAAGGAGGUGCUGGAUGGACGCCUUCACUGCACCGUUGAGCAGGGCAUUCGACUCGCUGGUCUCGCUGUCCAGGCCGACUUUGGAGAUUUCACUCAAUAUCUGUCUCAGGAUUUCCUCAGGGAAUAUGUUUUGUUCCCCGUGAACUGGCCACACGUCGACGAGGUGCUGGACGACUGGACGCAGAAAGUGGCCGAAGAGCACAAGAGUCACUAUCAGAUGCAGGCCGCAGAUGCAGAGCUGCUCUACAUCAAAGAGGUGGAGAAACUGGAUGGAUUUGGGCAGGAGAGCUUUGCUGCGAAAGACAACUACACCAACGACAUCUUCAUCGGAGUUUCGUUUAUCGGAAUCUUCGCCAAGCACAGGAACGGGAGAUCCAUCAUGCUUCACCGGUGGAAGGACAUCGGCACCAUCGGGCACAACAAGUCGGCUAUCACCGUGGAGAUAACCAGCAAAGACGACACCAUCAUGUUUCACAUGGAGGAUAUGGAGAUGGCGAAAUACAUCGCACGCCUCUUUACCGCCAGACACAAGUUUUACAAACAGAACAAGAUCUGUGUCGAGCCGACCCACUCUCCUGUCACUAUACGGAGAAGAUCCACCUGGAACAGGCAGCAUAGGCCACAGUCCUCUAUUGCACACUCUCAGUAUCCUGAUCACUAUCAGGAGACGCAGAGCUCGCAAGACAGUAUCUUCCACGAAGACCCAUACUGCAAGUCAGAGACGAGUCUGGUGGAGUUUAGUUUCCGUAACGGCCUGGUUCCGAAUGGCAGUAUGUGCAGCAGCCCGAGCGUAAGCUCCCUGAACCGCUCACAGACUUUUGUUCAUUCUUCUCCCAUGUCUUCGAGCCCCAGCAUCCCUGGGAGUGAGCUCAUGCGGCCUGACUACAUCCCCAGCCACCGACACUCUGCCAUCAUCCCUCCCUCCUACAGGCCCACACCAGAGUACGACGCCGUGAUGCGGCAAAAACGCUGCCUCCUCCCAAACACACCCACCGUGGAUUGUCACAGCCAAUCGCUACGCAGCCUCAAUAUCAGCAACACGUAUGUUUACCGUCAACCGUCGCUAGUGUACAGCCAGCCGGAAAUGCGUGAACAAAGCCCGUACCACACGCCCUAUGGUGGAGGUGGAGGCCCUCAGCCAGUAUAUGGACUUCAUGCUGGCCCCUCCCUACCUCACCAGGGUCAGAUAGUACAUUCUACAACGGUUCAACCACAAUCUGUUGCGGCUAACGGCAUCUCGCAUACCGUCAGCACUCCAGAGCUGGCCAACACUAAACAGCAAGUGGUUAACAGGACUACCCAUGUGUUUAGGAACCAUCAAUCAAGGCCUCCACCCCCUUACUCGGCAUCCUUUAGGCCAGCUACCAGCACACCAGAUUUGGCGAGCCACCGACAGCGCUGCAUCGGAGGCUCUAGUCCAGAACUGGUGACACGUAAAGUGCAGCUUUCGGUGAAAACCUUCCAACCAGACAGCUCAGCCGUAGUGCACCAGUCACUACAGGAAGUGAGCGAGCCGCUAACGGCCAUGAAGCACCGUUCCACGCUUGCCAAACGCCACAGCAUGGAAAUCGCGAUGGUCCUCAAGGGAGCCAGUGUAGCCCCCUUGCCUCGAAGGAACACACUACGAGAGCAAGUCCCACCCCUGAUCCCUCCUCCUCAGCAGGCACAGGUCCCACCUCCUCCUCCACCGCCACCUCAGCUGGCUGAGGUGCAAAUGCCAGCCCAGAAAUCCUCCAACCCUGACCCAACCUACCAACAUCAGAAAACACUCUCUAAUGUGACUAUGCUGAUCCACAGCAGUGAAAGUGAGGAGGAAGAAGAGGAGUAUGCACCCGAGCUGGACGUUCACAUCCCAGGCCUCAAUGAGGACAUCAGCGCACAACUGCAGGCGGCACUCGCUAACAUCCCUAACAAACCUCCGCCGGAAUACCCAGGACCACGGUCCAGUGGCAGCAACAUUGCACUCAGACACCAUAACCAGGAUCGGAGCCAAGGUUCUCCAGAAGCGGCGCAGCUCCAAGCGCAGGUCGAUGUCCAUGCUGGAGGGCAACGCGGGAGGCAAAGUCCGAGCCGUAUGGAGCCGGUGGGUUUGAGCGGGGCGACUCUGGGCCCAUCCAUCUCAGAGCCCGACCUGACCAGCGUGAAGGAAAGAGUGAGGAAAGAGCCAGUGAAAGAGAGACCAGUCUCCGAAAUGUUUGCCAUCGAGGACAGCAUUGUGGAAAGAGAGAUUGCACAGAGGACUCUAGAGAGACAGAAGAUGUCGGUGGACUCGAUGAAGCGGCCUCUGAUGAUGGCGGCUCUGAACGGACUCUACGUCAGCCGCAUGCCUGUCCCAGAAAACCCACGCGAGGACGUCUCCACUAAGGCCAACACGGACGAGAUGUGUAAGCAUCUGGAGCUGAGGUUAGAGGACGAGCGGCUCUUCACCGAAUACGAGCAGAUCCCUAAGAAAAGGCCCGAGAGUAACCAGUCCACAGCCACACUGCCCGAUAACACUGAGAGGAACCGGUUCCGUGACGUGGUUCCAUAUGAGGAGAACCGCGUAGAGCUGGUGCCAAACAAAGAGAACAACACGGGCUACAUUAACGCCUCGCACAUCAAGAUGAUCAGAGGGGAGGAGUGGCAUUAUAUUGCGACGCAAGGCCCUCUUCCUAACACUUGCCACGAUUUCUGGCAGAUGGUCUGGGAGCAAGGGGUCAAUGUCAUUGCCAUGGUUACGGCAGAGGAGGAAGGAGGUCGUUCUAAGAGUCACAGGUACUGGCCCAAACUCGGCUCCAAACACAACUCGGCCACCCACGGCAAGUUCAAGGUCACAACCAAAUUCCGUACAGACUCAGGUUGCUAUGCGACAACAGGGUUAAAGGUCAAGCACCUGCUGUCUGGUCAGGAGCGGACCGUGUGGCACCUGCAGUAUACCGACUGGCCUGAGCACGGCUGCCCCGAAUACGUCCAGGGCUUCCUCGCGUACCUGGAGGAGAUCCAGUCUGUGCGCCGUCACACGAACAGCAUGUUGGACGCCUCGAAGAACCCGAAGCCGCCAGUUGUGAUUCACUGCAGCGCCGGAGUCGGACGCACCGGAGUCGUGAUUCUCACCGAGCUUAUGAUCAGCUGCCUGGAGCACAACGAGAGGGUGGAGGUCCCGGUGAUGCUAAAUCACUUGAGACAGCAGAGAAUGUUGAUGGUUCAGACUGUCGCUCAGUACAAGUUUGUGUAUCAGGUUUUGAUCCAGUUUCUGAAGAACACCAGACUCAUCUGAGGACCAGCGUCAUUCCAAUCUGAAUAUUCUAUCCACAGUACGAGUGGAGAACUUCCUGUCUUGUGAUUUAUUAUUUUUUGUUGCUUGGUUUGUUUUAUAUUAGAGGACAACGCCGCUCUGUUAUGAUUUCUAAAACACAACUGAAGUCAUCUCUAAAACGUGAGAUCAUACGGAAGUUCUGCUUUACAUCCAGGGUAUGAGUUACACUGCCGUACAUAACACGCCUCCAGAAAUCCGGUCUGGAGUGUGCGGUUACAGGAAAGUAAUCAACACCUGGGAGGGUGAUACUGUUCCCACCAAGAUGGUGCUGAUUUUUCAAUAACAGUAUAUCCUGAAGUGUUUUAUUUUUAUCUCUUAUACCAUAGCAGUUUGCAAUGCUAACAAUUAUUUUAUUUAUUAAAGAGCACCACCUUGUACUUUUGAGCUGCUUCUACAAAAGUUUUGGCACCCCUGGCCAAAUUACUGCACCUUUUUAACGUUGAAUGAAGACAACCUCUCUAGCAAACUAUUUUUUUUUAAAAAAUGUGAAUGUUAAUACAGAGUUAAUUUGCAUUUGAUGAACGGAAAAAUUUGAAACAAAUUUUAAAAAAAAAGUAAUUUUGGCAUGUGCAAAAGUUUGUGCACCCUACACAGUUAUUGUAUCAUACCAGUGCAGAAAAUUGUAUUAUUUUUUUUUCAUACUUUUCUGCAGAAGUUAUUUUUCCUUCUUUUCAUUUUAAAAAUCAACAAAAUGUGUCAUUUGGACAGGGGUGCCCAAAUAUUUGCAUCUCAUCGUCUCUGUCAGUGUAUGUAUUAAGCAUUACAGCCAUUAUAUAAUGUUAUAUUAAUUCAAAGUCAUUUCACUAACCUGAAGAAUUAAGGCUUCCGUUAGAAAAUGAUACUAUCGAUGUUGUUAUAGUCCGGAUAAUACCGUAUAUUUGAAAAUGAUAAAAAAAAAAAAAACCUGUACAUAUCAAGUUUCAUGAGCGCAUUUUUAUAUUUAACAUUUGUAUUAUAUUUUUUAUUUAUUAUUAUUUUCAUUUUUGUCUCUCUUUAGGUUGAGACUUGUGUCUCUGUGCUAAGUAAAGAAAAGCAGUUUAGACACAGAGGCGAAAACGUACAACGUAGAUAUUUUUCAUCAUUAUAUCACAACGUUAAAUGCAUUGCUUAAGUCUUUUGUUAACUCGGUGUGCAGGUGGACCUAAGCCAGUUCACUUUCAUUAUGUCUCUGUUGUUUAUGUUGAAGAUGUGUUCAAGAGCAACGCAUUUUGUCUUUCAGACAUCGUUUGUGACGGUGACUUAUUUCUGUGAAAACAGAUUUAUUGCAGAUUUUAUUAUAUUUUCACAAAAGGAUGCCUGCUCUGCACAUGUGGACGGAGUCAUCCUGGAAGGCACCACGCCCAUCAGGAUUUUAAAAAAAGCACAAAAAAAAAAAGAAAAA